Pieris macdunnoughi is the source of this 1380-nucleotide messenger RNA. The record is from the annotation of a GenBank genome assembly. NCBI's taxonomy places the organism in Eukaryota, Metazoa, Arthropoda, Insecta, Lepidoptera, Pieridae.
AUGUUUACAGUGUGCUGGACAUUAAUAACGAGCGGUCGUAUGUCGGAGAACGUCCUAUCAUUUAAGGCUGACGCGUCGGACAAUAAGGCUCGGUAUACGUGUGAAGCUAAGAACAUUAUGAUCAGCAACACGUUGAAGGCUGAAAUCGAUCUCACUGUACUAUUUGCUCCCGCUCAUGUGACUAUAUCUGGACCUACGGAAGCACGCGUGGGUGAUCCAGUACCACUCACAUGUACCACGGCUCCUUCGAACCCUGCUCCGGAGAUUAAAUGGCUUGUGCUCGGGAAAAACCACAAAGAGGCCAGCAAUCGGACUGUUAUAUCGCCUGAGGGAGGCUGGAUAACGACAUCAAACAUAACAGCGGUGGUGGAACCGAAUCGACGGUCCGUGACAGUGGUGUGUCAUGGCAUCAAUACACAGUUAACUGAAAUUACCGUCGCUUCUCACACUAUUAACGUGCUAUAUGAACCCAUCUUCGACGAGACCACUCAAACAACGGCGGUGGGCGUAGAACACGAACAGCUCAUAGUAUCAGCUCGUGCGCACGGCAACCCUUCGCACAUCACGUACACUUGGACAAAGGACGGACUGCCUAUCACGCAUUCCUCGUAUAGCACAACCACUUCGUCCGAAGUAGGCGAAUUGAACGUAGUAUCCACUGAGUUUGUAGAAACAGCUGACGUGUCGAAGUCCGUAGUAGUUUAUGUUUCGAUCACCGGAGUAGUUUUGGUUUUGAUAAAUGCUGCUUUGGUAGCUUGCUUUAUUUUUAAGCGACGAUCCAGGCGAUUAAAAGGCAAACAGAACUACGUCCCUGCCCCCAGCCCCAUGCCCCCGCUGGACGGGUCCUACUACAACAUGUCAUCCGAUAGAUAUCUCUCGUAUCCACCCUUAAUUGGAGAAUAUUUACAACAGCAGCAGUCGGGUCGUACGCCGACUCCGCCGCAGCAGUACGCGCACAAGCCUCUGUCCAACGGCGGCGUCCCUUCGCCCUCGCAUCUCGCCACGCCGCCCCUCAACUGCAUUGAUGCCCUAGACCGUCAAUCAACGGGCGGGACGCUAAGACGGCAGAGGUUCGACAAAAUGGCCGUACCACCACCUGACGUCACGGUUUUACACCCUGGAAAUUGUACACAGCACAUACAACUGAACCAGACGCCGUCAGUGAAGCAGCCACAAUCAAUACUAAAAGACCCAUCUCGACACAAAUACGGCUACGGCAGCCCCAUUUCGUCCAGCACGCCACAGAACUCAAACCAAAUCCUAACCGUGCAAAACUUAACCUCGGACGUCCCCCAGUACGGGACGAUUAAAAAAGAGAAAAAACAAAACGUCACCAUCGACGAAUCAUAUAAUAAGCGAAGUGAAACGCACGUCGUGUAA